AUGCUGUUUGCCAGUGCUACCAAGAUGAUGCCCAUCUCCAGCGUCUUGCGGACGCGCGGAGCUAUUGCAACCCGCGGCUUUGCCUUUUCUGCAACCAAGAGACUGGGUCUGAAAGAAUCAUCAAAUCAAACCAGCGUUGACUACGACCACCACAAGCAAGACUCCCUCGCCAAGCAGAAAAAGGGCUCAGGUCACUGGAAGCCGGAGCUCGCGUCCGACAGCGAAGAGGCCGUCAAGGCGGACCGGGCGUCAAGAGACCAUUUGGCGGAGAAGAUGGAUGCGUUGCAGGAGAGGACCAAGAGGGCUGCUGAGGAGACGAGCAAGGCCGGCACGAGCAUGAGAGAUUCGAUGUGA
Molecule: messenger RNA, 354 nt
Organism: Trichoderma breve
Lineage: Eukaryota; Fungi; Ascomycota; Sordariomycetes; Hypocreales; Hypocreaceae
Exons: 2
Coding region: 1-354 (117 amino acids)
Source: RefSeq, a predicted model, not a curated record